AUGUCUGAUGAGGAGAUGAACAUUGACGACGUCGCGAACGCGGGUGGCCCCGUUCGUAAGCGUGGACGCGGCUUCCAAAAUUCGCGAGGCGGGAACGACGCUGGUGUCGGCUCCGAACAGGCCUUUGACCGCGUCGAGACGACGAAUGACACGCGCGCAGCUCGAUCCGUCGAGGGAUGGAUAGUGCUCGUGACCAACGUUCACGAGGAGGCGACGGAGGAGGACGUAUCGGACAAGUUUGCCGAGUAUGGCGAGAUCAAGAACCUGCACCUUAACCUCGACCGCAGGACUGGAUAUGUCAAGGGUUACGCUCUGGUCGAGUACGAAACGAUGGCCGAGGCUCAGGCUGCGAUCGACGGCGCGUCCGGCUCAGAACUGCUCGAGCAGACACUGCAAUGCGAUUACGCGUUCGUGCGCCCGCCACAGCACCAGCCCAAGCGCGACCAACGCGGUCGUGGUGGGCGCGGACGCAGUGCCAGCCCUCGGCGCCGCGAUUGA
Messenger RNA from Peniophora sp. CBMAI 1063, 498 nucleotides. NCBI's taxonomy places the organism in Eukaryota, Fungi, Basidiomycota, Agaricomycetes, Russulales, Peniophoraceae. The record is from the annotation of a GenBank genome assembly.